Messenger RNA from Amoebophrya sp. A120, 3001 nucleotides. The record is from the annotation of a GenBank genome assembly. Lineage: Eukaryota; Dinophyceae; Syndiniales; Amoebophryaceae.
AACGGCGUCCGGUUGUCUAUUGAUGUGGGACCAAUGUGCGCAAGUUUUUUGCCGUCCGACUGGUCUACUACUCGGACUUCGUACACGGGUGAAAAGCAGGCGGCUAUUCGCGGGAUCAAGAAGCAUAGAGAAUUCCGCGGCAGUGGAAUAGAUGCAGAACGUUGCAUUAAUCAAGUAGCGUCAUGCUACAUUGAUGACGCGCUGGGCCUGUACAUGAAGGGCUGCAGACUUUUGGACCUCAGUCCAGAAUUCGAAAGGGCAUAGGAAGAAGUGUCAUCCUCAAUCUCAUUUCAGAAGUUGUUGUACUUCUCUCAUUCUCAGUUAUUGUUGUACUUCUCUCAUACUCAUUCUCAUUCAUUGCAGACGUUCUUUAAGUGGCUGGCUUUGAAAACUAAAGAACCAUAUCGAUGUGAUACUGUGCCAGCGGAAUUUGCAUUUGCUUGUAGGCCCAGACUCCCAUUUUUCCACAGGAGAUGUUGACCAAAGUAGAUGGAUUCGCACACCUCGUGCUCGUGCCGCGCCGUUCACGCUCUCGGGAAAUUGUCGCAUUGAUGUCAUAGCUUUGAUUUAGGGUCCUCGCUCUAUGCAUAGUAAACUUCGUUAUCGUUUGCAGCUAAUUUGGGCCGUUGAUCUCUCACUUCUGUAGUGCUUGGCCGACUUAUUGACAGUAUAGGUGGUCAGCCUCAGGGCCGGAGGGACACUGACUUGAGCGUCGCAUGAGUGGGUGAGAGAGGAGUGUUCUAGAUCAAGGCAAUUGGGAUUGUUCUUCAUCAUUUCCCAUCAAUCGACAAGAAGAAGCAACGCAAAAGGGACUGCAGAAAUUCUACAAGCAAUUACUAUUCUAACUUAGAGUCAGAAAUCAGAGAGAGGUAAAGUAAGUCUAGUUGCACAAAAAGAUGCCGGCACUCGUAGCGAACACCAGCAACCUGGACCCUGCGGUGCUGAAAGAGCCCAAAAAGGCGGACAAGAAGUGCGCCGAGCGAGGUUGUAGAAAGAAAGCAGUUGCAGGAACCACGAAAUGCAAAGGCGCUUGCCGGUACUGAAUUACGUAGGGGUUUGAGCUACUGAGAUAGUAAGUUUUUAUGUUUUUAUUUUUUGCAUUCGGAUUCGGCUGACGGCUGUUGCUGUUCCUGUUUCGUGCACGAUAUUCUAGCAGUCUUUCAAGAGCAGCGUAACCCUGCAAGAAGAUCGCUGAUGCAGGAGUUUGACGAUAACAUAUUCCUGUUCCAAACAAUUGCGAAAAAGGUUUAAGUGCAGGACGAAGGGGUGCAGCAAGCUUGCGCGUCCUCUGAACACCAAGGGCACGAGCUACGACGAUUUCUGUGCAGACUGUGCUACAAACUCACCCUCGUGCAUCGACACUGCUUUUCCCACGACGUGCCUCCCGGUGUCCGACGACCAGAACGAUGAACAGGGUCUUCAUGUGCCGUUUCCGGGCUGGCACAACAGAUCCUGUGCGUCGUGCAAGUCUGUGAUGCAGCUGCCCGUGGGCGAUUUCCGCGCCAGGUGCCAGUCGUGCAUGUUCAUGACGGCCCACAGUUUCUGCAAGGAAAAGGUAUCAAAUGUAAAAAUGUCUGGGUCUGGAAGAGAGCCAGACUUGUCAUGCAGAUUUUACAUGACAUAUGACGUCUGUAAUGCAUAACCUUUCAAAUGCUUUUAUCGUUGUAACUCUCAUAACCUGGCAUCACAGAUUUUUAGUGGGCUUUCUGAUGCCUACCGCGCAUGAGAAAUACCCUCUCCAUGGAGCACAAACUGGACCCCUCUUGCUCGUUAUGCAAUACAGAUUUUUUUAGAAUGCAGAGACAGCAUCACAAGUUCCAAUCUUCCAGACCCAGACAUUUUUGCAUUUGAUAAAAGGGCUGCUUUAACAAGAUCACACAGUACCGGUACCAACUGGAUGCGGGCGAACCGACGUGGAAGUACUGUCCGGACCACCGUUACAACUACUGCCUGACGCCAGGGUGCUAUUGCAAGAAAAAAGUGUUAUUGUGGUAUACACAAAGUGUUGUUCGUGUUGCAUGACCGGCAAGACAAACGAGAUGGACAACCUUCGUCUUGCGAGCCUCGUUUCAUGCGUAUUUUCCUUUCUUAUCUUCGCUGCAAUGCAAGUUUGUCUCGUCUGAGUCUGUGUCUGUCGUGCAGAGAACGUUUGUGAUAUGCAGAGCUAGUUUGUGUUGCUGAAGCUGCAAAAAAUGUGUCACUUUAACACUUUUUUCUUGGGAUAGAGGCAAGACGGUGUGUCCGCAAAAUACCACCUGCGCCAAGUGUCUGACAAAAAAGUGGUACGAGCAGCUUAAUCAAGCAGCGCAGGAGUUUCGUAACUGUUCGAAAAAGCAGUCGUGGUAGACCUGCUGGGGGGCAGCGAUAGAGUAAGUAGCUAGAUUCACGAUUUUUUGAAAUGACCAUGAGGUUUUGACCUCGUUUGUAUACCUGAAAGUGGCAGUGUCAUGGAAUAGUGACUUGCAAUUCCCCGGGGCACUAUGAUCAAUGUCUUACACUCACACUGCUAAGAAGUCAGCCCGGGUAGAGCUACCAUUUCAAUUUUCCCGUGGUUUGUCGCAUGCUCUUACAAAAAUCUGAGUCAGAUUUCGGUCGAACCCUUUUCGUGAAGGUUCCGUUCCCUAGAAAUAAUAAACAGUUGCGGUCAGACUACCUGAUUCAUCGUAUUCCUCGAGUAUUGGUGAAGGCAUUGAUUUCCAUUGGUCUUUGUACAAUUCAAGAUAUGUCAACUUGUACCCAAUGCUGAUGCUGAACUGGUUUUGAUUUUCCUAUCCGACCUGGAUAUUUCAAGAGGCGCAGAGAAAAAUAAUUUGUUGGAUUCACAGCUUACAGUUACACGUUACAGAAGAAAGAGAAACACAAACGCGCAAAUAGAAAGAGCGUUGCUAGUGUUUUACUUCUGUCGUGGAACAAGAUCUGCUCUCGUAAUUUGAAGCGGUCUUUGACAGGCUCUUGCGCUCUCGAAUCGCAUGCGCGUCCAGAGAAAACUUGCUUACUCGAG